AUGAUAGAAGUCUUUGGCAUCGCUUUCUCGAUCAUGGGUCUGCUUCCAUCGAUUGCAAGCACUCUCGCAUACUCAAUCCCAGCUGGGCCUGCAGGCAUGGUAUGGAGUUGGUUCCUGGCUAGCAUGUUUAUAUUCGUCGUGGGCCUUGCUAUGGCCGAUUUGGGAUCCGCUAUGCCGACUUCUGGAGGUCUUUACUGGUGGACGCACUACUUCGCCUCCCCAAAGACUCGCAACGCGUUGUCUUUCUUGGUCGGUUAUAGUAACACUCUCGGCCUUGUCGGCGGCCUUGUCUCGAUCGACUACGGCUUCUCGCUUAUGCUGUUGAGCGUCGUUGUACUCGCGAACGACGGCAACUACACACCAUCAUCCGGUGUGAUAUACGCGGUGUUCUUGGGCUGUAUCUUGUGCCAUGGCGUCCUUGCCAGCACACUGAGCAAAGUUAUGGGCAAGCUGCAGACAGUCUUUGUCGCGCUGAAUUUUGUCCUGAUCGUUGCAACCAUCAUCGCCCUGCCUGUUGGUCGGGCAUCGCAAAGGAACAGUGCACACUUCGUCUUCGCGGAGGUCGAGAACUUGACCACGUGGCCGACAGGGUGGGCAUUCAUGUUGGCUUGGCUGUCUCCCAUCUGGACCAUUGGCGGCUUCGACAGCUGCGUCCACAUGUCAGAAGAAGCCUCAAACGCUACUCGUGCAGUACCCUAUGGCAUCAUCAUGUCCAUCGGCAGCUGCUGGCUCUUCGGCUGGAUCUUGACCAUCGUCAUCGCAGCAUGCAUGAAUCCCGAUCUUGAGGCAGUACUCACCAGUCCAUUCGGCCAGCCAAUGGCUCAAAUCUACUAUGAUGCCCUCGGAAAGCGUGGCGCCAUCGGCAUGAUGACUCUACUCUUCAUCGUACAAUUCCUGAUGGGUCUUAGCAUCCUGGUGGCGGCUUCACGACAAAGCUGGGCCUUCAGCAGAGAUGGUGCAUUGCCUUUCAGCAGCUUCUUUCGUAAGAUCAGCGCCAAGCUUGGCUAUAUACCUUUCCGGGCUGUCUGGGGAUGUGUCGGUGUUGGUGCCAUUCUUGGCCUCCUUUCGUUGAUCGCACCGGCCGCCGCUCAAGCAUUAUUCUCGUUGGCAGUGGCCGGCAACAACGUGGCGUGGGGAACACCUAUCCUUUGCCGUCUUGUUUGGGGUCAGAAUAAGUUCAAGCCAGGCCCUGUUUACACAGGCAGGUACAGCAUUGCAAUUGGCUGGACUGCAAUCGUCUUCUUAUGCUUCGGCACACUUCUAGCCAUGUUCCCAGUCGGUGGACCGAACCCAACCCCAUCAAGCAUGAACUACACGGUCGUCAUCAACUCGGCAGUAUGGCUCGGUGCCUUGGCAUACUACUUCAUUGACGCUCGCAAAUGGUUCACUGGGCCAAAGAUCACACUCGACCUUACAGAUCUAAGUGAAAGCCAGGAGAGGGCGAUUGUGUCUGAGGGCUUGGAGGUGCAGCAUGUCAAGCCAAGUCCGGUAGGUGUGGAGCAGAAUGUUGGUGAGAAGAGGGCAGAAGUGUAG
This is a messenger RNA of Recurvomyces mirabilis, 1533 nucleotides long. It is a transcript of the gene UGA4, whose product is annotated as GABA-specific high-affinity permease. Gene Ontology annotation, cellular component: membrane. Lineage: Eukaryota; Fungi; Ascomycota; Dothideomycetes; Mycosphaerellales; Teratosphaeriaceae. Gene Ontology annotation, molecular function: transmembrane transporter activity. The transcript has 6 exons. Gene Ontology annotation, biological process: transmembrane transport. Bases 1 to 1533 code for a protein of 510 amino acids. The record is from RefSeq and is a predicted model, not a curated record.